Molecule: messenger RNA, 1601 nt
Organism: Thlaspi arvense
Lineage: Eukaryota; Viridiplantae; Streptophyta; Magnoliopsida; Brassicales; Brassicaceae
Source: the annotation of a GenBank genome assembly
UAUCUAAGCAAAACAAACACAGAGCAGCGAAAAAAGAGGAAGCCAUGCUUUUUAAGCGCUUCACUAUCAUCUUCAUCAGCAUACUCUUUCAAUCCCUAAAAUCUUCUUCCCAAGUUCUGAACUUCACUUACAAUGGCUUUCAUACUUUUAGUGACAUAUCCACCCAAGGCAUCACAGCUGUCAUACCCAACGACCUACUUAGGCUAACCAACACGACCGUUCAAAAAGCCGGUCACGCCUUCUAUUCCAAAUCAAUUCGGUUCAAAGAUUCUCCAAACGGCACCGUUUCAUCCUUCUCCACAACCUUCGUCUUUGCUAUUUACCCUCAUAUCCCGACACUUAGCGGCCAUGGCAUCGCCUUUGUCAUUGCCCCCCUAACACAAGCCUCCCAUACGCAACGGCAAGCCAAUACAUGGGUCUCUUCAACAUCACUAGCAACGGUAAUGACACAAAUCAUUACAGAGUUCAAUGAUACCAACAAUAACCAUGUCGGAAUAGAUAUCAAUAGUUUGACGUCGGUGCAAAGUUCGCCAGCUGGAUGGUGGGACAAGAAAGGCCAAUUCAAGAACCUGACUUUGACCAGUUGUAAACCGAUGCAGGUUUGGGUCGAUUACGAUGGUCGUACGCAUAAAAUUGAUGUGACGAUGGCUCUAUUCAACGAGGACAAACCGAAGAAGCCCCUUGUUUCCAUUGUGAGAGAUCUUUCUUCACUUAUUCUCCAAGAUAUAAUAUCGGAUUUUUUCAAGUUUGGAUUGCCGUUGAUUUCCCUCUUUUUAAUUGUCUCUUUGAUCUUCCUCGUCUGCUUCAUGGUGAGGAGGCGGAGAAAGUUAGCCGAGGAGCUCGACGAUUGGGAAACAGAGUUCGGUAAGAAUAGAUUAAGGUUCAAAGAUUUGUACUAUGCGACCAAAGGGUUCAAGGAGAAGGAUCUUCUCGGAUCUGGCGGGUUUGGGAGGCUUUACAAAGGUGUGAUGCCCGGGACAAAGUUGGAGAUCGCUGUGAAAAGAGUCCCACAUGAGUCUCGACAAGGGCUAAUAGAGUUUGUGUCCGAGAUUGUGAGUAUUGGUCGGAUGAGUCACCCGAAUUUAGUCCCUCUUUUGGGUUAUUGUCGCCGAAGAGGCGAGCUUCUUCUGGUGUAUGAUUACAUGCCCAACGGAAGGUUAGACAAGUACUUGUACAACACUCCAGAGGUAACACUCGAUUGGAAACAGAGGAUUAAGGUCAUUUUAGGUGUUGCCUCUGGCUUAAUCUACCUCCACGAGGAAUGGGAACAAGUGGUCAUCCACAUAGAUGUUAAAGCGAGCAACAUCUUGUUAGACGAGGAGCUCAAUGGGAGAAUUGGCGAUUUUGGCUUGUCUCGUUUUUAUGAUCAUGGGACGGAUCCUCAGACAACAGAUGUCGUUGGGACAUUAGGAAACUUAGCCCCUGAACACACCCAGACAGGACGUGCCACAACUGCAACUGAUGUUUAUGCUUUUGGGGCGUUUUUACUAGAAGUCGUGUGUGGUAGACGUCCUAUCGAGAUCCAGCACGAGAGCAAUGGAACUUUUUUGCUCAUGGAUUGGGUUUUUUGGGUUAUGGAACAUGGGAAACAUCUUAGAUGC